AGGGAACCUGCUUCUGUUCAACCUCUAGCACGCCGCAGUACGCCAUGGAGAUAGCAGUCAACGACGAGCGCCCGUCAGCAAAUGCGACGCGCGAGUAGAGCUACACUGUGAUUCAGAUUGACCUCUCGCUUAUUUCCAUCUGCCUAAUAAGUUAACUCCGCUCUGAAGCCGCACCGUAAGUUCAGCUUUGUCUCGGGACCGAACGACAGAUGAUCUUGUCAGCCGCUAGCAUUUCAGUGGUACUUUCGUUGCUCAGCACUAUUUUGGGUCUGAUCAUAAUAUUCAUUGCUGUGUCAACUCCUGCGUGGCAGGUUGCAUACGUGAGGGAAAUGCAGCAGUGGCUACAAACCGGUCUGUGGAUGUCGUGUCAAACAAGGCCUUCGGGUAUGCACGUUUGCUCCUAUGCAUCUAUAGAUGAAACGAAUAUUCCUAUUACUGACGAUAUGAUUAAUAUUCGUGCGCCAACUUUUUAUGCGUGGCAGACUACGUUGUUGUACAUUUUUCUAAUUGCUCAACUUUCUGCCAUGUUAGCUCUGCUGUCGUACCUAUUCUCUCGUAGUGUUAAUCUGAGGAAAGCUGUACAUGUCAUAUUUUCCGGACUUGUAGCGCUGGCAGCACUGAUUUCCAUUGGAUGCUGUGUAGCUUUUAUGAUCUUGUCGCAUAUGGUCGAGUAUCGCUUCCAUCAUGUCUCUGUUAGUGGAAUAUAUGAAAAACGUCAGGGAUAUUCGUUUUACCUUGGACUUACUGGCUCUCUUUUAUAUCUACUCGCUCUCUUUCUUUCCAUUCCUAGUACAUUAAGCGUUAUUCGCGACCAGUCGGGAUCUGGGAGUCCAAGCGAAACGAGCCAGUAUCCUGCUCCUGGUAGUCUUAUUGCAGUGACUGAAAGGAUUCCGUGCACUGCGAUAGACCAGUUGCUUUGCCUCAGUGGUACCGCCUCUACUUACCACAUAUCGAAUAUUGACGUUGCAUCAAAGCAAGUUCUUCCGCCCCAUAACUGUUGCUGUUGUUGCUCAGUGCGUCGAUCGCUGUUUCAUAUUUACACCAUACUUCAUCCUACUGCUAAGAAUCACAGUAGUUUUUCUCUUAUUGAUUGGAUGGAAUCACAAGCAAAAAUUGAGAAGUGUUGGCUUGUUGUGUGGAUUCUCUCAAUCGUCGCUAACGUCUUUUUGAUUAUUGGAACGCUCACACCAGCUUGGCAGGUAGCGGAAGACACAGAUGUUGGACGAUAUGUUCAAUCUGGUCUAUGGCUUUAUUGCCCAGGAGCAGCGCAGUGCUGGUACAUCUUCAGCGACAACCUCAUAAACUAUUAUGAAAGAGUUGAUGUUUGCCGAUUUCUAUUGAUCGGAGAUUGUCGUAAAAAACUUCUACGAACGCCUUAUUUUUUUGGAUGGCACUAUGCAGUGCUGAUUUUGAAUAUCAUUGCCAUAUGUUUUAUAACCUGCGCUAUCAUUGUGGCAGCUCUACGAUAUAAGAAGUUGGAGAAGCGGCGGCUGUUUACCAUCCUGUUUGGUGUAUUCAUUUGCAUGGCCGUGCUUAUUCUUGGCGUCUCAUUAACGGUCUUUGUUGUAAAUGCGGAAAUGCUGGAGUCGAAGUAUCUAAUCGGAGUCAAGAACACCUUUGAGAAGUACUAUGGAUAUUCUUUCUACCUCGCCUGUACAGCGCUACUUCUGCUUGUGUUUUCGGCAUUUGGUGCCAUUCUGUUGGUAGCUUUGACGUUUUUCAAUCAUGAUUCGCAGACGGAUGCGGCAAACAUACGGCUAUCACCGGCAACACAAUAUUAUCCUGAACAGAGAUCUAAGUCACCGUUGAAGACGCCCAGCAUGCAUGGAGAGUAUAUAUCUCCGAACUCGCCCAAUGGACAGUUUCAGCAAACAACAAGACAUUUCUACAGCUACUAAUCGUCCUAUGGUCACCACAUACAUUUUGCUUAGCCCAAACAAUGGGUACUGUCAACCAUUCUCCAAGAGUCUAGAAUUUGUCUCAUUACUUUUACAUCUAUGUAUGAGCUACUCAUGUGCAUGUACUCAUGUUAAAUGCAUCCAAUGAAGA
This is a messenger RNA of Cylicocyclus nassatus, 2049 nucleotides long. Lineage: Eukaryota; Metazoa; Nematoda; Chromadorea; Rhabditida; Strongylidae. The record is from the annotation of a GenBank genome assembly.